Cavenderia fasciculata is the source of this 702-nucleotide messenger RNA. RefSeq names its product derlin-1 (gene derl1). The coding region runs from base 1 to 702 and encodes 233 amino acids. The transcript has 4 exons. Gene Ontology annotation, biological process: endoplasmic reticulum unfolded protein response. Gene Ontology annotation, cellular component: endoplasmic reticulum membrane; Hrd1p ubiquitin ligase ERAD-L complex. Gene Ontology annotation, molecular function: misfolded protein binding; ubiquitin-specific protease binding. NCBI's taxonomy places the organism in Eukaryota, Evosea, Eumycetozoa, Acytosteliales, Cavenderiaceae. The record is from RefSeq and is a predicted model, not a curated record.
AUGGAUGAAGUUAAAAGAUGGUGGGGAGAUGUACCUCCAAUAACCAAGUUGGUUUGGGGAUCUUCUGUUGGAUUUACAUUGUUGGUCAACUUUGGUUUAAUAUCUGGUUCCUAUGUUGCUUGGGACUUUGAAUUGGUAUACAAAAAGUUUCAAAUAUAUAGAUUGAUCACUCCUUUUUUAUAUAACUAUCUAUCGACUUUGGAGAGAGGAUUCUUUAUGGGUAGAGCUGCUGAUUUAUUAUACAUGUUUUUGGCAUCGUUUGUUGUAUUCUUGGUGGCAGCCACCUUUAUUCGAGAGUUGUCAGUUCUUUCAUAUGCAUUGUUGAUGCUUGUCAUUUAUGUUUGGUCAAGAAUGAACCCAACAGCAGAGGUAUCAUUUAUGUUUGGAUUGAAAUUUAAAGCUGUUUUCCUUCCUUGGGUAUUACUCAUCUUUGAUACACUUACUGGACAUAGUUUUGUGCCAGGUAUUACUGGUAUUACUAUUGGUCAUAUUUAUUAUUAUCUCACUGCAAUCUAUCCAGUUGCCUACAACAAACCAAAUUAUCUUGCAACUCCAUAUUGGGUUAAUAAGCUUCUUCCGCAACACCUAAGACAAAGACCAGGUCCAGCUGGAGGAAGAGCACCUGCUUGGGGAGAUAGAGCUCAACAACCAGGUGAUGCACCAGGAGAAUACCAUUGGGGUAGAGGAAGAGCUCUUGGCUAA